GUGUUUUCUUGCCACAAACUGGAUCUCACACAAAAGGACAACUUGUGACUAGAACAAACAACAAACUGCAUCACUAUCUAAAGUCCACCAUUGUGUCUCAGCCUUUGGAAAUGGAAAGCUUGCAGGAGGUGAUCCCCUUUGCCAAAGAGUUACUGAGUCAGAAACUCAACCGUGGUUUGCUGAAGGUCUACCUGGUGGGUUCAGUGUUUGCUGUGUUGGGGACAGUCAUUGGUCUAGUCGAGACAGUAUGUCAAAUUUUCUCCUCUGGUGAGCCGCUAGAUGCAGAGAUGGUCCUCAUGUUGGCCCAGAAGCAGAGAACUGUUGAAGCUGAGAUGCAGUGCAGUGUGGGGGGCCAAGAGGAAGAGAAGGAGGAGGAGCUGACUAAUGAAAAUGGGGCCAUGACCCAAAGCAUGAAGCUCCACAAGACCCAUACACUCAAGCAACGAAGCACGGCCAACCGGCUACACGCCUCCUAAAGUCAAAGGGGCAGAGCCCAAGUGACUCGAGAUAUUUAUUACUGCUGCUGUCACACCACUGUACUGUGCAACACGUACAUAAUCUGUGGCUUCAUAGACAGAAGUGUCUGAGCUGCCUGCCAUUCUUUCCUGCUUGUUAAUGAUGCCUUCAAAAGCUGUCAGAAAACUUGUGUGUUUAUACAUUGGACACAAAUGAAUGACCCCCAAAAUCCCCAGUGGCAGCUUACAUGGAUCUAUUUGACAGGCCCAACUCCUGGACUACCAAAUCCACGAAAUAUUACAAGAUAUGACAACCCCGAAAGAGCCCUGAAAUAAAUAACUCAUUAUGUGUGUGCUACCCAGUUACUGUGUUCAAUGUGAAAAACGUUUGUUGCAAAUGUUAUGCUAUGUUCUGAUUUUGUAAAUAUACAAUCUUUUUCAUACCAAUAAAGUUAGUUUUAUUUUUAA
Molecule: messenger RNA, 923 nt
Organism: Centropristis striata (black sea bass)
Lineage: Eukaryota; Metazoa; Chordata; Actinopteri; Perciformes; Serranidae
Product: G0/G1 switch protein 2-like
Exons: 2
Coding region: 111-476 (121 amino acids)
Source: RefSeq, a predicted model, not a curated record